This is a messenger RNA of Symsagittifera roscoffensis, 907 nucleotides long. RefSeq lists its product as uncharacterized. The transcript has 5 exons. The coding region runs from base 17 to 691 and encodes 224 amino acids. The record is from RefSeq and is a predicted model, not a curated record. Lineage: Eukaryota; Metazoa; Xenacoelomorpha; Acoela; Convolutidae.
CUUAUUAAAUAGAUAGAUGCCGGAUUGGCCGAUGUCUUCUUUCAAAAAUGAGCAUUCCGAGGAGAGAGCCAUCGAGGAGGCACUGUCAGAAGUAAGCAGACUAACUCAAGAUAUGGAUCGCCUGGAUAAUCUAUUCGACCAAUUCGACGAGAAAACAAGUAAUUUGAACAGUCGACUGGAACAGUUACUAUCUACAGAGAGGACUGUUAGCAGCAACGUCGAUCAAAUGACAAACGGUGUGAACAAUCUUAGUAUCCUAGCGUCACCCGCUCCUUCUCAAGGCUCUCUUCCCAGUGAUGUAGAUGCGAGUACUUCUCGGAGUUAUGGGCUGAACAAUGACGAUAUAUCCAGUGAAUCGUCGACGUCUCGAAGUGACCAAGAGUUGUCAUCAUUAAAUCAAGAGCUCAGCAUGCUUCUAGGGGCGGCUUCUUCCUCUAACCCACGUGCAGACAUGGCGUCUCUAGGAACCCAGAUCGAAUCCCUCUCAACUCAGAUCUACUCAUUUGCAUCUAGAAUGGAUAACAUGGAGCGGAUUCUGCAACAAGCUGGAGUUGUUCCUGAAGAUUAUGACGAGUCUUCGGCUGUCGACAGCAGUGGUGAUACUGAACGCGAUGUGGGUGAAGUUGAAAGAUUGCCAAAUGAAAGAGGAGAUAGCUCGAGUGAAAAUACGGAAAGAUCUGAAUCGAACUAAAUUACGGUUGCUAUUUUAACAAGAAAUAGUUGAUUAAGUUAUUGAGCGGUUUAGCGUGUCGUAUGCUUAACACAUUGUUAGUAAAUUUGGCUUUUUGUAGCUCCCACUUUUUUAUUUUCAAUGAAAUUGGAUGUCAAAAUGCGUUUUUGCAAAUGAAGUUUGCUCUCAUAAAUUACACUAAAAAGCGCGAGAAUUCAACAGAUUUUAAAACAUUUU